CUAAUUCUGAGGUGGCGCAAUGCCACUUUUCAACCCGUCGUGCAAUGAGACGCGCCGUGCAUCUGGUAAGAAGCUUCGUGUUUGAAGAAAGCUGUGCGGACAUACGUUGUCUGCCGCCAGCGAUGUAGAUAGGAAGCCACAGGAAUUUUUGGAGCUGAUUUGGUUCUCGGGGGUUACAUCGCCGUCGGGCUGUACAUAGUGCGGAGUAGUGGUCUUUCCAUCCCUGGAGUGUUCGAUUGACUCGAGUUUGCCGCAAGGAGGCCAGGCAGUUUGACGUACUCCGAGCGAUCAGGCGGUCAAAUCUACACUCAUCCACUCUAUGACUCGUCUCAUGUGGUGGAGCGGAAGCUCACUGAGGUUGCUUCUAUCAAAGCCGAACCCUAUAAGCUCCACCCUAGCCAAGACAUGUUCACACAAAUACCAGAUUACGGUAGGACAUGCAGGUCACUUCGCAAUGGAUCGACAUACUUGGAUCAUCAAGUGGGUAGGAUCAACCUGAAGCCUAUAUCGUUAACUCCUCAGCACCAAGGACAGAGAGAUAAUAGCUAGUCUGUCUCGGAGAUUUCAUUCCAAACUGCUUCCGAGUAAGGGUUGGAAGGUCUUCCGAACAAGGCCGGUUUGCAUUGUGCACGAUAUCUCUCACCUUGGCCGUGGUGUAGUCAUGGGCAUAGCAUGAUAUCUAUCGCAAG
Aspergillus steynii IBT 23096 is the source of this 689-nucleotide messenger RNA. RefSeq lists its product as uncharacterized. The transcript has 2 exons. The coding region runs from base 320 to 499 and encodes 59 amino acids. The record is from RefSeq and is a predicted model, not a curated record. NCBI's taxonomy places the organism in Eukaryota, Fungi, Ascomycota, Eurotiomycetes, Eurotiales, Aspergillaceae.